AUGGCUCCGCCGGAGGACAAAAAAAUCUACAGAAUUCGCUGUGCCAAGACAGCGAAUCAAGUUCUGGAGCUGAACGAUGGACAGAUAUGGAACCGCAUCUCUUUGGCGAAAAGAGACACGGCCAAAGCGUCGCAGAAAUGGAAAGUCUACAAGACUAGUAACAACGAGUAUUACAUGGAUAACGAAGAUGAAGAUACUGCAUACAUAUCUCCUCCCGCUGAUCACAGUGACGGCCAACUAUUUGCUUCGAAUCUCAAGCCGGAGAAGAAUGAAAUAUUGAGAUGGCGAUUAGCAGAAGACUCCGACGGCUCGUUCAAGGUAGAAAAUGUGGCAUUUCGCAAUAGAGUAGUGGACGUUGCGAAUGACCCGGCCACGCCCGGGCCUGGCGACAAGGCCAUUAUUUACAAAUCCAAAGAUGCUCAUUUUGAGAACCAGAGGUGGAAUUUCGACCUGGUUGACUAA
Molecule: messenger RNA, 462 nt
Organism: Aspergillus caelatus
Lineage: Eukaryota; Fungi; Ascomycota; Eurotiomycetes; Eurotiales; Aspergillaceae
Exons: 4
Coding region: 1-462 (153 amino acids)
Source: RefSeq, a predicted model, not a curated record